GACAGCAACAAGAGAAAAAAGACCACACUCUUGAGCUCUGUGCUAUAGCUGCUCCUCAUUCUCUGCAAAACCCCAACAACCUCAAAUCCAAGACCAACCCAGGAGCCAUUGACCUCAAUCCUAACCAAAGCUUCAACCUUUACAAACCAACACACACCCAAAACCCCAAAAGCCUCACUCUGCAAGUGUCAGCAAUCACACCAAGCCAAAUGUACCAAACCCAUCACAACAAUCCCCAAUUCGAAACCCUAAAAUGCGUCCUCUGCUCCCAUUAGAAAACUCUAAUGGCGAAGCAGCAGCACUCGGCGGGGUGGGGGGCGUCGCAGAAGCGGUGGCUGUUGGCGUUUCUGGUGAUGCUCUCCGUCUCGACCUUGAUCGCUUUCUUCAUCAGAGCGGCGUUCGAUUCCUGCGAUCGGAACCUCGACGUCGUCGGAAAAAGGGUCCCUUUGGGCUCGCCGAUUGGGACUAGUCCGAGCCCAUUGACCUUCAUGAAGUCCAAGCUCGUUCUCUUAGUCUCACAUGAGCUUUCGCUCUCUGGUGGGCCUUUGUUGUUGAUGGAGUUGGCGUUUUUGUUGAGAAGUGUUGGUACAGAAGUUUGUUGGGUGACCAUUCAGAGGCCAGUGCAUAGUGAUGAAGUGACAUACAGCUUGGAGAAUAAGAUGUUGGACCGGGGUGUGCAGGUCUUGUCGGAAAAGGGCCAAGAAUCUACGAAUAUAGCUCUCAAGGCUGAUUUGAUUGUGUUGAACACGGCAGUUGCUGGGAAAUGGAUGGAGUUGGAUGCCACUCUCAAGGAGAAUGUUCCUCAUCUUCUCCCAAAAGUGUUGUGGUGGAUCCAUGAAAUGCGUGGUCAUUACUUUAAGUUGGACUAUGUCAAGCACCUCCCCGCUGUUGCAGGUGCUAUGAUUGAUUCACAUGUAACAGCAGAAUAUUGGAAGAAUAGAACUCGAGAACGUUUGGGGAUCAAAAUGCCGGAAACCUUUGUUGUUCACCUCGGAAACAGCAAAGAGCUCAUGGAAGUUGCUGAAGACACUGUAGCAAAAAGGGUUUUGCGUGAGCAUGUUCGGGAGUCUCUUGGAGUACGAAGUGAAGACUUACUAUUUGCCAUCAUAAACAGUGUUUCGCGUGGAAAAGGCCAGGAUCUAUUUCUGCGUUCAUUCUAUGAAAGCGUGAAAUUGGUCCAAGAGAAGAAGCUGCAACUGCCAAAAAUGCAUGCAGUUGUUGUGGGUAGUGACAUGACUGCUCACACCAAGUUUGAGUCUGAGUUGCGUAACUUCGUAAAGAUGAAGAAAAUUGAAGAUCGUGUUCAUUUUGUAAACAAAACACUGACUGUAGCUCCAUAUCUAGCUGCCAUUGAUGUCCUUGUGCAAAAUUCUCAGGCACGGGGAGAAUGCUUUGGUAGGAUAACUAUUGAAGCCAUGGCAUUUCAGCUGCCUGUACUGGGAACAGCAGCAGGUGGAACCACAGAGAUUGUAGUGAAUGGAACAACAGGUCUCUUGCAUCCUGUCGGGAAAGAAGGGGUUACACCUCUUGCAAAAAACAUUGUUAAACUUGCCACUCAUGUUGAGAGGAGGCUUACAAUGGGGAAGAGAGGCUAUGAAAGGGUCAAAGAAAGGUUUUUAGAACAUCACAUGGCAAAUAGAGUUUCUGGGGUUCUGAAGGCAGUGUUACAGAAGUCAAAGAGCCACUCAGAUGCCUGAUAGUUAGAGGGUCUUUUUUUUUUUUUUUUUUCUUUUUUUUGAAAAAAGGUUUGGAACCCAACCUUGCUGGGAGGCUCAGCCCCACGCCCGGAAUGUUACUGUCAAGUAGAAUGCCGAAUGAUUCAUUCUAUUGGGGUGAAAUAUACAUGUGUACUUCUCUAGGGAUUUCAGUGCUUAUCAGAAAGAAGAUGAAAUACACUAGAUUAUUAGGACAGUUUCAAUUUGCGAUCAAUUUUUAUGUACAUAUAACACAUCGCUGUUAGCUUUUAUUAUGAAGGUCUAUCUAGGCAGACAUCUUAUUG
Messenger RNA from Fragaria vesca subsp. vesca, 1999 nucleotides. RefSeq lists its product as uncharacterized. The record is from RefSeq and is a predicted model, not a curated record. Bases 285 to 1697 code for a protein of 470 amino acids. Lineage: Eukaryota; Viridiplantae; Streptophyta; Magnoliopsida; Rosales; Rosaceae. The transcript has 7 exons. Gene Ontology annotation, molecular function: glycosyltransferase activity.